Messenger RNA from Verticillium dahliae VdLs.17, 1128 nucleotides. Its product is annotated as alpha-ketoglutarate dependent xanthine dioxygenase. The transcript has 2 exons. Gene Ontology annotation, molecular function: oxidoreductase activity. Bases 1 to 1128 code for a protein of 375 amino acids. The record is from RefSeq and is a predicted model, not a curated record. NCBI's taxonomy places the organism in Eukaryota, Fungi, Ascomycota, Sordariomycetes, Glomerellales, Plectosphaerellaceae.
AUGCCUUCUGCCAUGCCAUCUCCAACAGUCAGCCCCCUCUCCUCCCAAGGUGAAGGCUCGUCACUGGGCGCCGUCAUCGCCAACAUGGACAUUGAUAAUCUCUCUGACACCGAUUUCAAGAUGAUCCAAAUUGCCUUGUAUCACCACCAAGUGGUUGUCUUUAAAAACCAGGGCCACCUGUCUCCGAAGGCCCAGUACGAGGUCACCCAACGCUUCGACCCCGCCGCUGCUGGUGCCUACGGACACGGCAAGACUCUGGACGCCAAGCGCUCCAUCCUACACCCUGACCUCAAGACCAUCCCCCACCAACCUCAGGUUCAGGUCAUCGGCAACGGGUUUGUAGAGAGCUACGAGGGCCUCGAGAACAUCACCCUGCGCCAUCCCCACCACCGUACCUUUCACGCCACCCGUAUCCCUGACGAGGACGACCUCGACUUUACGCGCUACUACCGCUGGCACAUUGACGCCGCACUCUACGGCCUCGCGCCUCCCGUAGCUACCUCUCUCUUUGCCGUCCGCGUUCCCGGUGGUCGCUCUCAGACCCUUCGCUACGACGACGGCACCGGCGACGAGAAGACCGUCCCCCUCGGCACCACGGCCUUUGUCUCCGGCGCCGCCAUGUACGAAGCCCUGUCGCCCGAGGACCAGGCCUUCUGCCGCGGCACCAAGGUCGAGUACGCACCCCAUCCCUACGUCUGGAUGAGCGGCGCCCGCUCCCGCCCCGACGGCCUCGGCCUCGUCUCCGAGGGCCGCGAGCUGCCGCUGUCCGACCUCCCCCCCAUCGACGACGACAAGAUCCAGAUCCUGCCCAUGCUCUGGCGCAACCCCGUCACCGGCGCCCUGUCGCUGCAGGUCCACCCCUCCGCCGUGCGCAGGCUGCACCUCGCCGACGGCACCGUGCUCGACGACCUCGCCGAGGUCAGGGAGAUUGUGCACAGGCUGCAGCGGCCCGGCAUUGCGCCUGAAAAGGUGUACGCGCAUGACUGGGAGGAGGGCGAUUUCGUCAUCUUCCACAACCGCGGCGUGCUGCAUUCUGUCGUCGGUGCCUUUGCCGAGCAUGAGGUCAGGCUGUUUCGGCAGUGUAACAUUGCCGGGAGUGAGCUGCCGGUCGGGCCGGAGGGGAUUUAG